GCGCGCCGUUGCGGCUGGCGCAGCGCUGCAGCGCGGCAGAGAAGACCCGCCGCGAGCAGCAGUUGGCCGCACGGCUGCCCAGCGGCGCUGCGGCUUUGGGCGUGGGCGCGUCUUUGGACGGUACAUUCCUGCGGUUCUUCGUGCGCUUGCCUGGCCAGCCAGACCAGGAGUCGCCCCUGGCGCCGGGCGCUGCGGCAUCUGCGGCGGCUGUGGGGGCACUGCUGGGCUGCCAGUCGGAGGUCUUCGCCACGUCUGGACCAGCAGAGCCCCAGGUGGAGCCGCCAGAGAAGACCAAG
This is a messenger RNA of Effrenium voratum, 296 nucleotides long. Lineage: Eukaryota; Dinophyceae; Suessiales; Symbiodiniaceae. The record is from the annotation of a GenBank genome assembly.